AUGUCCUGCUGUUUGUCGGCGAAGUCUCCAACGGCUUUAGAGCUGUAUGCCAAGUCGCUGCUGAAGGACACCGGAGUUCCCAUGCUCUUCCCGAUGUACACAGUUAGUGUCGACUUGCUGCUGAAGAUGACGAAGGUGGAGCCACACGAGGAUCUGAAGGCCAAUGGCUCGCUGACCAUUUUCGAUGACAGUACGUCAGGGAAGGCCGCUUUGGUGUCGCACCAGUGGGUCGGCCAAGGCCACCCGGACCCGGGGUUCAGACAGAUGAGCGUCUUGCAGGAUUGUCUCAGGCUCCUGCUGAGCGGCAGCGGCCAGGUGUCCGCCGACCUGGUGACAGAAGUUUACGUGCCUAAUGCCAAGCCGAUCCCAUUCAAAGACUUCCAGUCCGCUCUGUACAUUUGGUACGACUACUUCUCCAUACCGCAGAAGGAGGAGCGGUCUGCCUACGCGUCUGACCAGAGCGACGGUAGCAACCAAGGCAAGGCCAUCAACAGUAUUCCAGCGUAUGUGCACCGGUGUACAUUCUUCAUGGCUCUGUGCCCGGUGGUCGAUUCGCACUCCAAGGUCUUUAGCACAACGACAUGGGCUCAGCGCGGUUGGUGUCGGGUCGAGAAAGCAGCCCGUGAGCUCUCUCAGCACUCUACCUGGAUCCUAAUCCAAGGCAGUGGGGCUAUGGAAGUCAUGGGCACCAUCAUGGCAUUUCCCACAGGACCCGUGGGAGAGGGUGACUUCACGAUGGAGGAAGACCGCAUGAAGUUGGCGCCAGUCAUGCGGAACAUCGUCCUUCAGAAGCUGAGGCAUUGUUUGCGAUCGGGAGAUUUCGCCGGGUUUCGGCUCCAUCUAAACCUGCAGAGCGUGCACCUCCGCGGGCUGGAGAUCGAGCCUGUGGAAGGCGUCCUCCCCGACAUCCAUGCCGAAGGUGAUGCUCCAGAUGCGGUGGUGCGCUUCCUCCACCAGAACGGCUUCAGAUAUUCCACGAGGCCCGAUCGCGCGGGAUUGCGGCCGCUGCACUAUGCAGCACUAUCUGGAAACAGCAUGGUGAUUAAAGGCCUCCUGCAGCAACGGGCCAGUGUGAACGGCAGGACUUCCAAGGACCAGCCGAGCCUUGGCUUUCCAAAAGGGGUAUCGGCCUUAGACCUAGCGAUUUACUACAAGCAUAACGAUGCAGCCAAGCUGCUCAUCGAGCAGAAGGCUCAGCUGGUGGGAGGCAUCCUGUCUACGGUUGCCUUGGCGGCCGUGUCCGACAACGCGGAGGGCAUCCGCUUGAUUUGCGCAGCGGGUGGCGACCCCCGGCUCCUGGACUUGGUGGGGACCUUGCCCUACCAGAGCGCCACCGCCUACCUCGCUCUCGCCGCCUUCGAGGAGCUGGUGGCUCAAGCCCCGCCAAGCUCAGGGGAUCUUGGUGCAGCACUCUGGGGCGCCGCUGCUGGUCGGGGCGGCUCGGCAGAGAUGGUUGAGCGCCUCCUGGGUCUCCGGGCCGAUGUCAACUUUCAGUACGACGUGGGCAACAUGAGCCGCAUCGGCCAGCUGGUCGUUGCGGUGAAUGGUGCGCGGUACCGCUUCGGGACUAUCACCUCCUUGACAGGGCUUACGUACCACCAGCACGGCACCACGCCGCUGAUGCAGGCCAUCAGGUCGGGUCAGUACGAGGCAGCGGCAGCGCUCAUCGCAGCGGGUGCCAAGCUGGAGAUCCAGAAUCACCGGGGCUGGACUGCCGCAGACUUCGGGAAGCACACCUCCCUCCCGCACUUUCUGCAGCAAGGCUUAGCCGGGGAUCAAUCGGAGUGCAAGCGCGUAUCCGCACUGGCACUGAAGGAUGGCUUGAUCCAGGUGGCCUUUUAA
Molecule: messenger RNA, 1842 nt
Organism: Symbiodinium sp. CCMP2592
Lineage: Eukaryota; Dinophyceae; Suessiales; Symbiodiniaceae
Source: the annotation of a GenBank genome assembly